AUGACGGAGCCAAAUGUACCGUCCUUCUUGGACGAAUCCUUCCUGCAGCGUAUUCUAGAAAAGCAUCAAAAUGAUAAAUCAGUUCGUAUCGACCGUUUCAACAUACAGCUUGCAACUAAACCGGGCGACAACUAUAGUAGUGAUGUGUUCAGUGUUGUGAUCCAUUACAAUGACUCCAAGGAAAUCCAUCUUGUGGUGAAAGUUGUUCUGGCUGGGGCGAUGAUGAAGAAUUUUUGUGACAAUAUCGGUGCUUUCGUGAAGGAAGUAAACACUUUUCAACAUUUACUGCCCGCUUUUGGUCGGAUCGUUUCGGGUACAGACGCAGCCAAUUCGGUAAAGUUUGGCGCCCACUGUUUCCAUGCUACCCGUGACCCACUGGAUACGAUCGUGUUCGAGGAUCUGAAGGCGCUCGGUUACCGGAUGCCUGAUCGAACACGUGGCGGACUCGAGUUUGCGCAUUGUGAGUUGAUUAUGCGUAAAAUUGGACUCUUCCAUGCAGCCUCAAUGGUGUACGUGGCGUCGAUAGAAACAACCGAGAGGAAACUUUUCCUCGAACGCUACAGGUAUGGAAUGGCACUCCCGGGUGAUGAUGAACGAACCAAUCCGGCACUGGCGAUGUUUAAGAAAGGGCUGGAGAAAUUUCUGCAAGUGGCAAAAGAUUGGCCAGAACUGAAGCGUACCAUUUGGUUGAAGCUGGAUGCACUGCAAUCCGACUAUUCGCGUCGCGUUGCACGAUCGCUUUCACCUCCGGAACCUGGUGAGGAGGUUGCCUAUCGCGUCCUGAAUCAUGGUGACCUUUGGGGCAACAAUAUGAUGUUCCGGUACGAUGAUGAUGAUGAUGCGACUGUGCGUGAGGUGAUGUUUGUCGAUUACCAACUGUCCAGCUACGGUAGUCCCGGCCUCGAUCUGGUGUACUCGCUUUACAAUUGUCCUCAGUUUGAGGUGCGUGAAACGCGUAUUAAAGAUCUGCUAGAAAUUUAUCAUCGAUCGCUUUGCGAAGGUUUGCGUACCGGUGGGUACCAACCGCCCGUUCCAACGUUUGCCGAUGUCCAGAAGGAGUAUGUACGUCACGAGUUCAUUGGCAUUGUGAGCGGACUUUCGAUGUUACCGAUCAUUCUGAUGGAACACACGGAUGAUGUGAAGCUCACGCUUGAAAAUCUCAUUGAUACAGAACAUGCGGAAAGAAUCCGCGACAUACAGUACAAAGGAAAGCUGUAUCGUAAAUCGGUAAUUCCUAUCCUGGAGCGUUUAGAUGCGAAGUGUCUGUUGGAUUAA
Messenger RNA from Anopheles maculipalpis, 1275 nucleotides. RefSeq lists its product as uncharacterized. Lineage: Eukaryota; Metazoa; Arthropoda; Insecta; Diptera; Culicidae. The transcript has 2 exons. The coding region runs from base 1 to 1275 and encodes 424 amino acids. The record is from RefSeq and is a predicted model, not a curated record.